This is a messenger RNA of Mauremys reevesii (Reeves's turtle), 2005 nucleotides long. RefSeq names its product keratin, type II cytoskeletal 4-like. Gene Ontology annotation, molecular function: structural constituent of skin epidermis. The record is from RefSeq and is a predicted model, not a curated record. Gene Ontology annotation, biological process: intermediate filament organization; keratinization. The coding region runs from base 158 to 1837 and encodes 559 amino acids. Lineage: Eukaryota; Metazoa; Chordata; Testudines; Geoemydidae. Gene Ontology annotation, cellular component: keratin filament. The transcript has 11 exons.
UCUUUUGUUCUCUGGGCUGCAGGGACAUGGGGCAGUAAUGUUAUAAGCAGCUUUAAGCCGGGUUUGAUUACAGAUGAUCAAUUCAUACCUCGAACCUACGUACCGGGAGCCUCAGAUAUGAUUGGAUCUUUGGUGUCCUGAGAGAGAAGCUGCCGCUAUGUCUCGCCAGUGUUAUGGCCGAAGCCUGGGAGGCAGCAUUGGGGGUUUCAGCUCCAGCUCUGCCUGUUUUGGUGGUGGGAACAAAGUCAGCACGGUGUCACGCGGAGGAUGCGCGGGCUUAGCCUGGAGUCCCAGAGGCUUUGGCAGUAGGAGCCUGCAUAACUUGGGAGGAAAUAAAAGGAUUUCCAUUGGUGGAUUUGGUGGCACUUGUGGAGGGUUUGGGGCCGGUGGCCAAGCAGAUGGAGGGUUUGGCGGUGGUGCUGGGUCUGGGGGACAGUUCAGUGGUGGGCUCGGCGGUGGCUUUGGUGGUGGGGCUUUAGGAGGAUUCAAUGGUGGAUGGGAUGGCCCUGGAUUUCCUGUUUGCCCACCUGGUGGCAUCCAAGAAGUGACCAUCAACCAGAACCUCCUGACUCCUCUCAACUUGAAGAUCGACCCAGAGAUCCAGAAAGUGCGGAAAGAGGAAAGGGAGCAGAUGAAGACCCUGAACAACAAAUUUGCCUCCUUUAUCGACAAGGUCCGAUUUCUAGAACAGCAGAAUAAAGUUCUGGAGACGAAAUGGAAACUCUUGCAGGAACAGGGCCAAGGGCCCAUUAAAAAGAACCUUGACCAGCUCUUUGAGGCUUAUAUCAAUGGCUUGAGAAAGCAGCUAGACGGCCUGUUAAAUGAGAGGCGACAGCUGGAUACCGAGCGAAAGAACUUCCAAGAUCUGGUGGAGGAUUUCAAGAACAAGUAUGAAGAGGAAAUAAACAAGAGGACAGCUGUGGAGAAUGACUUUGUGGUCCUGAAAAAGGACAUGGAUGUGGCCUAUAUGAACAAGGUGGAGCUGCAAGCGAAACUAGACUCCCUGACUGAUGAGAUCAACUUCCUGAGAUGUCUGUAUGAGGCGGAACUGUCUCAGAUGCAGCAGAUCGGUUCUGACACCUCCGUGGUCCUGUCUAUGGACAACAACCGAAACCUGGACCUGGACAGCAUCAUCCGGGAGGUCAAAGCGCAGUACGAGGAGAUUGCUCAGAGGAGCCGAGCGGAGGCAGAGGCUUGCUACCAGUGCAAGUUUGAAGAGCUGCAGGUGACAGCUGGGAAACACGGAGACAGUCUACGAGACAGCAAGAGCGAGAUCUCAGAGCUUAACCGGAUGAUCCAGAGGCUACGGGCUGAAAUAGAAAAUGUGAAGAAGCAGUGUGGAAAGCUGCAGACCUCCAUUGCCGAUGCCGAGCAGCAAGGCGAGCUGGUCCUCAAAGAUGCCAAGGGCAAACUGGCUGAGCUGGAGGGUGCCCUGCAGAAGGCCAAGGGAGAUUUGGCGCGUCAGCUGCGGGAGUACCAGGAGCUGAUGAACGUCAAGCUGGCGCUGGAUAUUGAGAUCGCCACCUACCGGAAGCUGCUGGAAGGAGAAGAAUGCAGGAUGUCUGGAGAAUGCCAAAGUGCUGUGAGCAUCGCCAUGGUGGGUGGCAGCUUAACCUCUGGAGGUGGGAUUUGCCUUGGAGGAGGAGGAGGCAGUGGUGGUAGAAUUGGUUUCAGUUCUGGAAGUGGAAGAUGUGGAUAUACCUUAGGUGGAGGAUCCGUCUCUGGUGGAGGAUACAGUGCAGGCAAGGGAGGGUACGGAUCUGGAGGCGGGUCCAGUACCAUUGCGAAAACAACCGUCACCUCCACAUCGGUGAAAUCGACAAGCAGGAGAGUCUAGAAGAUGGUGCCUUCUCUUAUCAUCUAAUGGCUGCAGCUCAGCCCUGCCACCCAACCCUGACAUCCAAAAGAGAAACGAACGGUGUCCCUUACAGCUCAAUAACCUGCUAUGUAUUGCCUCAAAGAGACCAACUGUCAUGGUGACAAUUGUCACCCAACCAGUUGUCAU